AUGAGGAAUAAUAGCAAUAGCAAUGAGAAUAAUUCUGGUUCUUCUAAUUCUACAGAACCAAAUCCAGUUUCACGGCCUAUUACAGAGCAUGGUGAAUCUGGACAUAAUGGAUUACACUCAGAUUUAAAUCCAAAUUUUUUAGAGGUAAUUCUGAGACAAUUUAAUCAAAUGAAAGAUGAUGUAGUUGCACGUUUUGACUACAUGAGUGAUGAGAUGAAACAACUUAAAGAAAACCAAAAUCUGGUUCAUCGAGUCAUUGUUGCAAAUGGUAAAGAUAGACACUUAAAUCAGCCAAACGUAGGAGCAAAUAAUGACUUUGUCGGUGGAGUGGGUUCAGGAGUGAAUAGUAAUCCUUUAUUUGAGAAUUUCCAAAAUAUGGAAGUUCCUUUAGGAUUAGUAAACGUCCCUUUUACUGAGAAUUCCCCAAGAAUGGAAAACAUCCUUCAUUUGAUUAACCCACCAAGAACAGAAAAUGUUCCUCAUAUUGAAAAUUAUCACAGAAAUGAGAAUAAUGAUCAUGUGACUAUGAAUGUUCCAAUAAGAACAGAAAAUGUUCUUCGAGGAAAUAACCAUCGCAUGAGAAACAAUCAUCACAAUGGAGUUCCUCAAAGGAAUAAUAAUAACUCAGGAGUAGAAAUCCCUUUAGAUGACAUUGAUUUCCCUAGGAAUGAUGGAAACCCAGAAUUAUUUAUGGAUAAUGGGUUUGACAAUGGUCAAGAGAAUGAACUUGGGCAUGAAAUGGCUCAAUUUCAGCAAUAUCCAAGAAGGGAUAAUGCUACUAGAAAUAGAGCAAAUCCUAGAUUUGCACAGUGA
Molecule: messenger RNA, 813 nt
Organism: Quercus robur (English oak)
Lineage: Eukaryota; Viridiplantae; Streptophyta; Magnoliopsida; Fagales; Fagaceae
Exons: 1
Coding region: 1-813 (270 amino acids)
Source: RefSeq, a predicted model, not a curated record